Messenger RNA from Diaporthe citri, 2034 nucleotides. RefSeq lists its product as uncharacterized. Bases 1 to 2034 code for a protein of 677 amino acids. Gene Ontology annotation, cellular component: fungal-type vacuole membrane. The transcript is spliced from 6 exons. The record is from RefSeq and is a predicted model, not a curated record. Gene Ontology annotation, biological process: transmembrane transport. NCBI's taxonomy places the organism in Eukaryota, Fungi, Ascomycota, Sordariomycetes, Diaporthales, Diaporthaceae. Gene Ontology annotation, molecular function: transmembrane transporter activity.
AUGGCAGGCGGGGGGAUCCUCAGCGAGGCCGUUGACGAGCCGCUGCCCCCUCGACCAGACUCGAGUCCAGUCCCCGAGACAAGCACCAAAGCAUGGCUUUCCGUCGCUGGUGCCUUCUGCUAUUUGUUCCCAACUUAUGGCAAGCGAGAUCGCUUCAUGCAGACCAUUGGAACAGUCCAGUCCUAUCUAGCAACCCACCAGCUAUCAGGAUACUCCACCACCCAGAUCGGAUGGAUCACAGGACUGUAUACCUCCUUGUGUCUCUUCCUGGGGAUUCAGUUCGGGCCCUUGUUUGAUGUUUACGGUGCUCGCCUCCUCGGCCCCAUCGGAUGUGCAAUAUACAUCCCCGUCUUCUUCGUCCUGGCCGAAUGCACCCAGUACUGGCAUUUCAUGCUUACGAUCGCCGUCUGGGGAGGCUUCGGGGCGGCCAUCAUCUCCACCAUCGGCGUAGCGGUCAUCGGAAAGUGGUUUGUCCAACGCCGCGGCCUCGCUAUGGGCAUCGCCCUAUGCGGGAGCUCAAUCGGCGGGAUAGUCAUGCCUCUGAUGCUGCGGUCGCUGCUCCCCAGCGUCGGUUGGGCAUGGUCCAUCCGCGCCCUUGCGUUCAUGAACGCGGCGGCGAUGAUCGUGGGCUCGAUCUGUCUGCAGCAACCCCUGCCGCAGCAGAGCUCCGCGGCGUCGGAGCAGCAUCGCCGGAAGAGGAUAGCGUUGAACUUCAUGGCUCUUACGUCAAAGACCUUUACGCUCAUCACGAUCGGCAUCUUCGCACUAGAGUUCGCCAUCUUCGGCGUCUUUGGUCUGCUGCCGACAUAUGUGGCGGCAGCCAACUUCCCUGCCAGCACGGGAUAUGUCCUGUUGGCCAUCGCUAACGGAUGCUCAACGUUCGGUCGACUUCUUCCGGGGUUGGCGGGCGACUACUUUGGCCACUUCAAUGUCUUAGUCUGCAUGAUACUCUGCACGGCAGCUUUUACAGGAGCGAUCCUGGUUCCGUUCGGCUCCACCUCCCUCAAGGCGCUUUACGUCUUUUCUGCCCUCUGGGGCUUCGGCUCUGGCAGCUUCAUAUCACUUACUCCCGUUUGUAUGGGGAAGACUUGUGAGACGGAGGACUAUGGGCGGUACUACGGCACGAUGUACUUCUUUGUCAGCUUCUCGCUAUUACUGACGGUGCCUCUUGGUGGCCAGAUGCUCUCCACCUUUGGAACCCGGGCGCUGGCCGGCCUUUAUGUUGGCAUCGUACUUGCAGGAGGCUUCAAUUUCAAAUACCACGUCUGGCUGGCCCUUGCCAGUGGGUCGGCGAAGAAGAUCUCGUUCUGUGAUGGCACCAAGUACAGCAACAGGCUGAGUCGCGUGUGGGUCGAUUCAAAGAGAGACACUGUUGUGGUCAGCAUGGGCCAGCCUGGUACUCCAGCCUCUGGAAGACCAAGGAGAAACCCCAACAAGGACCAUGUUUACGGCCUUCUCCUCAACCGAGACGUGCACAUCGCUCUUGAUUCAUCAUGGGCCUUGUGUUUCUGCACGAUGAUCAAGGAUCAGGGUCGCAAAAUCUACUACGAUUUGGUCCGCGGGCGCAAAGAAUGCGAUUUCAUCAUCUUGAACCUGAAUUUGGACGUCAACGACGAGGAAGCUGCAAGCACAGGAUUGUUUGGCAACUCGGGCGCCGAUGAGAGUGUCUUGAUUCCCAUCGAAGACAAGCGUCAGAUGUCUAGACUUUUCGACGCGCAGGCCAAGUUCAAUACUGUGGACUGGCUGAAGAAGUGGGAAAACUUCACACAGUUGCGCAAGCCGACCAACCUCGUCGAGUUCAUGCGGCGGUGGGAGAAACUGGCUGCUCGGGAGAUGCGACAUGUGCAGAAGGGAUUGGAUUUCUUGACAGGUGUUGAGGUGGGAAGAGAGGGGAAAGAUGCUGGUGAAAUCCAGAGGCAAAUUUCUCGAGCUAGGGUGAUCAGGAGCCAGCAACCCAAGCUCCGCCCUGUGAUCAUGGUCUCCCGCGGCGUGGCUGUCCAGGGCUUCGUGCCACCAAAGUUCGACAUGGUCUAA